Molecule: messenger RNA, 1106 nt
Organism: Branchiostoma belcheri (Belcher's lancelet)
Lineage: Eukaryota; Metazoa; Chordata; Leptocardii; Amphioxiformes; Branchiostomatidae
Product: RING finger protein 11-like
Exons: 4
Coding region: 154-591 (145 amino acids)
Source: RefSeq, a predicted model, not a curated record
CGCAGGUAUACGUCAGCAGGAAAUCGGCAGUGCGGCCAUGUUUUGGUGAUUGGUCUAGCUGCGGUAUCGGCGACCGGGAAGAAAAAAAUUUUCUUUGUGCGAAAAUUUCUCCGUUUUCAGACGCCUUACCAAUGCCCCGGUAAAGACUUGAAGAUGGGGAAUUGUCUUAAGACGCCUACAGCGGAUGACAUCUCGCUUCUUCACGAAGGGAGGGCGGGAAGCGAGACAGGAGACAGCUCAGAAAACCUCGGGCCGCCGCCACCAUACCAGGAAGAAGCGCCGAUCUACCACCCGACCCCGAACACGGCACGACCUGUGACCCAGCUGACAGAAGACGAGCAGAUCAGGAUAGCGCAGAGGCUUGGACUGAUCCAACAUCUUCCCUCGGGGGUGUACGAUGGAUCCAAGAAGGGCAGAGAAUGUGUGAUCUGUAUGAACGACUUUGUGAUCGGCGACCCGAUCAGGCUGCUGCCCUGCUGCCACAUCUACCACAAGGACUGUAUAGACGACUGGUUGAUGCGCUCCUUCACCUGCCCUUCCUGCAUGGAGCCCGUCGACGCGGCCUUGCUAACUACAUAUCAAACUAAUUAACAAAUUGAUUAAUUGAUUGGUUAACCUUAAAACUGUGUAGUUCAGGCCUGGACAGUUGAUUUUCGUGGUUCUAGGAUUCUGGAGAUCAAAGCUAAAUGGAGAGAAGUCCAGAUGAAAACAGAGACAAGGGAAGUUUGUAUCUUUUGGCACACACAGAUUCAGGAAAUGACAUUGAAAAUACUAUAUAUGUUCUCAGUUGAACCAAGGAGGUUAUAACACUAUCAUGAUAACCUCCUUGAUUGAAUAUAAGUUACUGGUAUGUCCAUCUUUUGGGGCAGGACAGAUGAAAAGUGUGUGUGAAAACUGAGUGUAAAAUAAACACACCCUUUUGUUGACUUUUGAGAUAACAUACUGCAAAAAUUUCCUUUUGAUUGAUUGACACUUGCCUGAAAAAGACUGAUUCAAAUUUUCCUCACAAGUCUGUUUUCGUCUAAUUCUCUUGCGUAGUUUUUACCUUGGAAGUGUCAGAGAACCCAGUAAACGAACUGUCAAGGCCUUAGAUUGUGAAAAGAAGA